UGACAUUAAAUUUGAGAACAAUAAUUGUCAAUGUCAUGUUUGCUCGAACUCGAAGACUAUUUUUGUACCAAUAAAUUAUUACAUUAAUAAUACAGUUAAAAAACCUUUUGGAGGAAGUAAAUCUUUACAUUUACAAUGAAUAAAAACUAUGAGAGAUGUACUCAUUGUAAUCGUCGCAAAUGGCUUGCUACAGGUUGUCUACGUAAGUGGUUAAAACCACUGGAAUGUAAACAUUUGCAGCGAACUGUUGAUAACAAAAGAGAUUUUAACAACACAGAUAUUGUUAACGGCGUAUUUCUACCAGAACGCAAGCCUUCCGUUAACACAAACAAAUUCGUGAAAUUUUGGAAAAAUAAGUUGUUUAUUACUGGCAAUGUGAGGACUUUGCAGAGGUACUUUGGGAAUAAAAAUAAUGGUGGAGAACAUUUAUGCAGUCUUAACAAAUGUAGUGGUGAUGCAUCGACAUCAUCCGAGAAAAGAGUAAUAGUUGCUUCUGGAUAUGAAACAAAAAAGGAUUUUCAGUUGAACAAACAAGCAAUCAAAUGCCAACAUUCAGAUGGUCAUUCAGUACUUCGAGGACACCACCAACAUGCCUCACUUGAAACUUGUGCAAUUUAUUGUCAGUUGUCAAAGCAUGGCUGGUAUUGGGGUGGCAUCACGUCAAGUGAAGCUGAAGAAUUGCUAGCUGGACAGCAUGACAAUGUAUUUUUAGUCAGAGACUCAUGUGACUCCCGUCAUAUACUUUGUGUGUCUUUUCGUUGUGUGGGCCGCACACUGCAUGCUCGCUUGCGACAUGCCAAUGGACUCUUUUCACUGAACAAUGAGACAUUUGUACCAGCAAACAGAAUAUCAGAGCACUGUGCAGCUGUGGAUGUCAAGUCAAAUCUUUUUGAGAUGCCAGUGAAAUUAGCAAGGCCACUGAACAGAUUUGCAAAACUGGACUCUUUACAAAUGAUUUGCAGAUUUGUUAUAAGACAAACUGUGUCAGCACAUGUAUGGAGCAAGUUGCCACUGCCACCCAACUUAAUAUCUUAUGUCUCAAUUGGCAGUGAUUACAUAGUACCAUCAUAGCUAACACUUAUGUGCCUUCAGUACUCAUAGCAUUAUGUUUAUUGUAA
Molecule: messenger RNA, 1118 nt
Organism: Helicoverpa armigera (cotton bollworm)
Lineage: Eukaryota; Metazoa; Arthropoda; Insecta; Lepidoptera; Noctuidae
Gene: SOCS6
Exons: 3
Coding region: 136-1071 (311 amino acids)
Biological process (GO): intracellular signal transduction; phosphatidylinositol phosphate biosynthetic process
Cellular component (GO): phosphatidylinositol 3-kinase complex
Molecular function (GO): 1-phosphatidylinositol-3-kinase regulator activity
Source: RefSeq, a predicted model, not a curated record